AUGUCGGAAAUUAGCUGUACCUAUCUGGUAGUUGGUGGAGGAAUUGCUGGCGUUUCCUGUGCCGAAGCGCUGGUGUUUUUAGCGAAUCCCAAAGAUAAUAUAGUGUUAAUAACGGAAUCGUCUUUGGUGAAAGCGGCAACCAAUUCGGUUUCACUUGGUAAAGUGCUCACUCGUUUUGAUGUUGAGGAAGUGGAAGCAUCGUCUCUAACGGGUAACAUUCGCGUUAUAGAAGAUACACUGGUACGGGUUGAAAGCGAAGCUCAUUACGUGAUAACGGCUAGAGGUAACAAAAUCAACUAUCGCUACGCUUGUCUAUGCCUGGGAGCUCAUCCAAAGCUCAUUGAACUUGCCGCUGGUAAUCCAAAUGUGAUCGGAAUUCGUGAUACGGAGUCGGUGCAAGAGUUUCAGAAACGCAUCAAAAAUGCCACCCGUUUGGCCGUUGUGGGAAACGGAGGUAUUGCUUCGGAAUUGGUGUACGAAAUAACCGGAGUCGAAGUGCAUUGGAUCAUCAAAGAUGACUAUAUAAGUUCGACUUUUGUCGAUUCUGGUGCAGCACGAUUUUUCCAUGAGCGUUUAACAUGUAAAGGUGAGCAGAAGUCUGUUAUAAAACGGAUGAGGUAUUCGGAGGAAAAAGCUGAGACCAGCGGCAAGCGAAAACCGGGUGCUGCACUUGGUCCGGACUGGCACCGAACGGUUGAUAUAUCCGGAAAGCUUAAGGAUGUUCCAUCGUCAGUAAUGAUACAUUAUCAUACCGAAAUCGAGGAAAUCGUUUCACAAAGCGAAGGUUUUCCACUUCAACUUCGAAUGUCUGAUGGUAAAAUUUUGGAAUGUGAUUUGUUGGUGUCCGCUACGGGGGUGACUCCAGUAACGAACAUAAAUUGUGACAAAGAUUUUCGUCUUGGACCGGACAAUGGCCUGUGGGUCGAUUGGGAAAUGGCUACUUCGGUGCAGGACGUUUACGCAGCCGGUGAUGUUUGCUCCGCUGGAUGGGAAUGGGCAUCCCAUUGGUUCCAGAUGCGCCUUUGGACUCAGGCUCGUCAAAUGGGUUCCAUGGCAGCUCGUGCCAUGGCGGCGAAACGAGCUGGCGAAACAAUCUAUCAGGAUUUUUGCUUUGAAAUGUUCAACCACGUGACGCAGCUGUUCGGAUACCAAGUGGUACUGCUCGGUCGGUACAACGGUCAGGGUUUGAACGAUCAGUACGAAGUGUUGCUUCGGAUGACGCCCGGAUUGGAGUACAUUAAGUUUGUGCUGGUGGAUGGAAAACUGCAGGGAGCUAUGCUGAUCGGUGAAACCGGCCUCGAGGAGACGUGCGAAAAUUUAAUUUUGAAUCAGCUGGAUUUGACGCCCUACGGAGAGGAUUUGCUGGAUCCGAAUAUAGACAUUGAAGAUUAUUUCGAUUAGCAUAAUUUAGAAGGUAAUUGAUGUUUUCUCCUGAUUCACUAUAGUAACAUAAUCUAUUACUAUUAUA
Sabethes cyaneus is the source of this 1468-nucleotide messenger RNA. It is a transcript of the gene Pyroxd1, whose product is annotated as pyridine nucleotide-disulfide oxidoreductase domain-containing protein 1. The transcript has a single exon. Gene Ontology annotation, molecular function: oxidoreductase activity. Bases 1 to 1401 code for a protein of 466 amino acids. The record is from RefSeq and is a predicted model, not a curated record. Lineage: Eukaryota; Metazoa; Arthropoda; Insecta; Diptera; Culicidae.